UUUUGGUGAUACCUCUGUCUUCGUCCACCAUGAGCACUCCGGCCGCUGACAGCAUACUUAUUCCAGCAGAAAGUGAAAAGGAGAAGGUGCCACUGAGGAUCAUGCUUCUUGGAAAAUGUGGUGCAGGCAAGAGCUCGAGUGGGAACACCAUCCUCAAUAAAAUGGUGUUCAGGUCAGAGAUGAAGCUGGGCAGCGUCACUGUUCACUGUGAAAAAGAGUCCGGGGUGGUCGGAGACAUACCUGUCGAUGUGAUUGACACGCCUGGGCAUUUUGAGAAGGGAAGCAACAAGGAGGACAUCAUCCAAGAGAUUCUUCAACGCCUGAAACUCCAGGAACCAGGACCCCACGUCUUUGCAUAUGUUGUUCCUUUAGGAAGGCUGACUCAGGAAGACCAAGACACCCACACGCUGAUCGAAGCAAAGUUUGGCCCAAGAGUGUGGGACUACACCAUCGUGCUGUUCACCCACGGCGAUCGCCUGGAAAACAAAACAAUAAAUGACAUCAUUACUGAGAGUGACGAGAACCUCCGCAACUUCAUACGCAAGUGUAGCGGUGGCUUCCACGUCUUCAACAACAAAACCCCGGAGGACCAGAAGCAGGUCACAACUUUUAUGGAGAAGAUCAAGACUCUGGUGGCCCUGAAUGAAGGUAGUUACUACAAGACAGAGUUGUAUCCUGAGAAGGAGAGGAAAAUCAGAGAACGACAGGAAAGCAUCCUUGCAGAGAGACAUGAAGAAAUCAGCAAAAAGGAGCAAAAUCUGAGGGAGCGUCACAAGGAUGAAGACCUAAAGAAGAUGAAGACAAAGCUGUGGAGACAAGAGGAGGAAAGGGCAAGAAAAGACGCAGAGGGGGAAUUAUGCAGCAGGUCUUACCUCAUGAAGAGCAUCCUGUUGCUGGCUGUAUUGUGUGUACUGUUAUGUUGGGAUCUUGGGGUAGCAGCUAAAUGGCUUUGUGGAAUAGGAAUCAUUUUAAUUGUGCUGUCUUUUAAGAUAUUUCCAAUUAUUAGAAGAAAAAUACCAGGUCUUACUAAGAAAAAGAAAUAGAUGAGCUUUUACUUUGUUAGUGAUUUAUCAUUCAAAUGUGUGACAGAUGAUAUAUCUAACUGAUUUAAUUAAUAAAAAUCAUUUUCAUACAAAUUUGUCUGUCCAUAAUUAGAAAAUAUUGUCAUCUGAUAUCUCGGCUUACAACUUUUUCUUUAUAUUUUACUAGGAAAAAAGUAGAUGCAAGGAUUUGUGGCCAAAUACAUGGAAAUACAAUACAGAGUUUUAAAAUGCUAACGAGUUUGAAAGUCAAUAUUUGGUACGACCACCUUUAUUCUUCGACACAGUCUGAACUCUCUUGUGCAGCUUUGUUCUCAUUUCUUUAAGUAGUCUUCAGGAAUAGUUCUGCAGGCUUCUUGAAGAAUAUUUAAAGCUGUCUUUGGAUGUUGAAUGCUUUUUGUUCUGCCCUCUGUGAAGAUGAUCUCACGCUGCUUCAGUGAUGUUGAUGUCCAGACUCUGGGGAGGUGAGUCCAUGACUGAUAGUGUUUUAUUGAGUUUUUCUAUCCGGGUAUGCUUUUCUGGAUCGGCAGUGUGUUUGGGAUCAUUGUGAUGCCAUAAAAUGAAGCACUGAUUGACACAUUAUGGAUUAAAUGUGAUGGUACUUUUCUUUUUUCAGAUUCAAUUAUUUUUGACAAAUGGUAUAUGGCCUGUAUUUGUUUAGCACUUUACUUAGUCCCUAUGGACCCCAAAGCGCUUUACACUACAUUCAGUCAUCCAACCAUUCACACACUUUGUUGUGUGAAUCACACACUGGUGAUGGCAAGCUACAUUGUAGCCACAGUUGCCCUGGUUGUCCUGGGGCGCACUGACAGAGGCAAGGCUGCCGGACACUGGCACCACCGGGCCCUCUGACCACCACCAGUAGGCAACGGGUGAAGUGUCUUGCCCAAGGACACAACGACCGAGACUGUCAGAGCCAGGGCUCGAACCAGCAACCUUCCGAUUACAAGACGAACUACCAACUCUUGAGCCACGAUCACCCAAGAUCCUGACAAGAUCCUCAAUAUCAAUGCCUGAAAUGCAGCUCCAAACCAUGACAGAGCCUCUACCAUGUCUGAGAUCUGGGUGCAGCCACCCACUGUUGUACCUCACUCCUGACCUCCUUCCUUUAUCUGCAAAUGAUGUAACUCAGGAGUUUCACUUUUGGAUUCAUCACUUCAUAUGACCAGUUGCUACUGAUUUUCCAUUUAUCCAGUUCUUGUGUAAUUUGACAUACCUCAGUCUUUUUUAGAUUUUUUCUUGACAUCUUGACAGCCAUCUUUUCACCGAGACCAUUUCUGAUGUGGCUUCAGUGAACAGUAGAUCUCUCAGGUCCUGUGUCAGGUCUUUGCUUUUUUCUUGUUCCUUAAGGAGAUGACUUUCAGAUGCUGCUCAUCUGGAGUAGAUAGUGUUUUUCGGGCUUGAAACAACUUAUUCUUUCCUCUUCUAGUCCAGUUUUUCCUAAAAUUUUUCAACUACAAACUGCACACCAUUGAUAUUUUCAUAGAGUCAACUAAAAAAGUAGGAACAGGCUCUGUGCUUUUGACUGGUAGUAACAAAGCGCCUAAAGACAGUUGUUUGUUGUUGUCGAUACAAUACUGGCUCAUCACUUAUGUUAGGUAUCUUUUUUAUGUUUAAAUAAUUCAUAGGUCAGUUCUAUGUGGCUUAACAAAUAAAAAAGCAUUCCUCUGAAAAUGGUCAGGUAACAGGACUGAAAAUGAGAGAAAAGCAUCUUCAGAAAGCUGGAGAGCUAUUGCUCAAAACCACUUUAAAAAUGUCUGGAAGCAAAAUAUAAAGAAAAAUAUAAAUUUAUGAAUAAAUUGAAGUUUUUUUGGUCCAUUGUGGUUUCAUUUGACACUAGCAUAACAAUGGAAAUGACUUGUGUGAGUAAAAGAAAGAAUGACAAAAAUAAAAAUUUGAAAGA
Molecule: messenger RNA, 2943 nt
Organism: Oreochromis niloticus (Nile tilapia)
Lineage: Eukaryota; Metazoa; Chordata; Actinopteri; Cichliformes; Cichlidae
Product: GTPase IMAP family member 7
Exons: 2
Coding region: 30-1043 (337 amino acids)
Molecular function (GO): GTP binding
Source: RefSeq, a predicted model, not a curated record